Metarhizium acridum CQMa 102 is the source of this 879-nucleotide messenger RNA. RefSeq lists its product as uncharacterized. Lineage: Eukaryota; Fungi; Ascomycota; Sordariomycetes; Hypocreales; Clavicipitaceae. The record is from RefSeq and is a predicted model, not a curated record.
AUGGAAGCCCUGUUGUCCCUCGCCUUCGACAACCUCUCUUCCUACGACGGCCCCAAAGUUCGCAAGGGCCUACGCCAAGUGGAGGGUCUUCUGGCGCAGAUAUGUCUUUCUGACGGCAGAGCAGCGGCCCAGCGACGGCAGAGUUGUGUCGAUGGUGAGGCAGACGCGCCCCUGAGCCCUCCGAGGAAGGACCUCGGCGAGCUGUCGCAGGACCCUGCGUUUCGCGAAUUCUUCAAGCUGCAGGAAGGAUUCGAGUGGAACGUUGCGAUGCGGCUUAUUAGGACGCUGGAUCGGCUGAUGGCUAAGGGGAGUGAUGGACAAAAUGACUUGCUGAUAUUGAGCGCGCUCGACUUGAUUCAGGGCGUGCUGUUGCUGCACCCGCCUAGCAAGACGCUCUUCUCGAGGGAGCAGAACAUGAAUCUUCUUCUAGACCUACUCGAGCCCUUCAACUGCCCUGCAAUCCAAUCCGCCACGCUCCUGACGCUCGUGGUCGCCCUCAUCGACACCCCCAGCAACACACGCACCUUUGAAGGUCUCGACGGCCUCCUCACGGUGACAUCGCUCUUCAAGUCCCGAAGCACCUCGCGAGAAGUCAAGCUGAAGCUCGUCGAAUUCCUCUACUGCUACCUCAUGCCCGAAACACCCUCGAUACCGCGCGCCGACCAGCGCGACUCUGUCCCUGCCAUGCUACAGCGCAGCCCUAGCAAGCUUGCUGGAGCAUUCAAUGCCGAGUCGCGUCGCAAGCGCGCCGGCAGCUCCGGUUUGGUGACGCUUACUACGGAAGAGAAGCAGGAACUUCUCAGUCGACACCUUAGCAGCGUCGAGGAUCUGGUGAAGGACCUCAAGAACUGCGCUCCCUUUGGAGGAGUCGUGUGUUGA